Messenger RNA from Culex quinquefasciatus (southern house mosquito), 7713 nucleotides. It is a transcript of the gene Sp1, whose product is annotated as transcription factor Sp9. The record is from RefSeq and is a predicted model, not a curated record. The coding region runs from base 1265 to 2854 and encodes 529 amino acids. NCBI's taxonomy places the organism in Eukaryota, Metazoa, Arthropoda, Insecta, Diptera, Culicidae. The transcript is spliced from 4 exons. Gene Ontology annotation, molecular function: RNA polymerase II cis-regulatory region sequence-specific DNA binding; DNA-binding transcription factor activity, RNA polymerase II-specific. Gene Ontology annotation, biological process: regulation of transcription by RNA polymerase II.
UUCAGUCGUGCACGAGCUCGUUUCGCUUCGGCUGUUGUAUGAGUAAUUUAUCAUCAAACAAGUUUUUCCAUAUUAUUCAAAAAACUAUUCAAGUUAGUUGAAAGAAUAAUCUUGAAUGGUGAACGUACACGUACACAAAACUCUAAUUUAUCAAUGGGAAAGCGCUGGUCUGCCGCUGGGUGCUUGUUUUGAAGGGACCCCUUUCGUUUUUGUGUAGUGUGUUGAGUUGCCGCCGCCGCAGCAGUGUUCCGACGCGUCAAAGCGGCGAGUGUGUUUUGUUUUUUCGUGCACAGUGACCGACCCCUAGGUCGUCGAGGAGGAAAAAUAAUAAAUUCUAAUCUGUCAAACCAAGGAGGCCGAGGUGAACGAAAAACCCGAGGUUCCUGCCUUAUUCAACAGUUCCAGUCGCCGCGCGCGAGUGUGUGACAUUUCCGGUUACGACGACGCCAUCUUGGAUCAUCUCCGCGCGCAUGGUGACAGCUAGCGAAAUCGUGAAGAGAAACAAUCAAUCUUGACGGGAUUCGAACCGCGCGCGACAUCACUUGGACGGAGCGGCGACCUAACGCCCUACGCCACAGCGGGGUCCUCGGUGAUUGACAGCUGAUUAGUUCGCGCGAAGGCGCCUUUUGUGAAAGUUUCAAGUGUGUGUGUCGGUGCGCGCCGAAAGACCAGUAAUGAACACGUAAAAUUGCUCAUUGUUAUUUUUAUAACGCGCAAUUAGCGGUGGAAAAGAGCGCAGUUUUUCGAACGGGCUCGGCAGCCGCCAAAUAAUAAUAAUCACACAAAAAGCCUAAUAGCUCCCAAGAGUUUAAGGCAGCAGCAAAAAUAUCGAAUAAAAAGGAAAAAUGUUUUAGAAGUUGCCGCGAGCAGUCUCGGCCUAUCGUUUUCUCUAAAUAUCAAAUUAAACAAAUAAUCGCGAGAGAGCGAGCUCUUGCGAGAGCCAACGAGCGCUUCGCGAGCAGAACUAAACGCCUAACCUUAAAAGUGAGUGUUUUUAAGAUGACUCAUUUGAUUUAAUUGCUCCCGCACUAAACCGAGCGGUCCGUACGUCAGUUGUUGGGCGAAGAACCGAUCGAGGUAGAUAAGAGUCGAAAAAAGGGCCCCUCGAACAGCUAAGGCGCUAAGGCGAACUCGUAAAAAUAGAGCGCUCGUAGUCUGUGAGGAAGAAGAAGAGGAAGAAGCUCGUAUUGUCCCGGAACGCAGCACAAAAACGCCCGUCAAAACGUCGGAUCCCACGCGGAGGCUCGAACACACGACGUUCAGCAUGUUGACCGACAUGAGUCCGUCGGCGGCCGGACAGUUCUACGGCGCCCAGAUACCGGCCAUGGGCAUGAACAUCACCAACAUCACGCACAUGCAGAAACCCACGGACCACCCGGGCCUACGCGGCACCCCGCUGGCCAUGCUGGCCGCCCAGUGCAACAAGCUGUCGAGCAAGUCGCCGCCGCCGCUGGCGGACGCCGCCGUCGGCAAGGGCUUCCACCCGUGGAAGAAGAGCCCGACCGUUUCGUCGGGGCCACACUCGCCCAACUCGGGCUCACACGGGUCGAUCCAGACUUCGUCGGUUCCCAGCAGCAGCAGCAGCAGUAACGUGAUACAGUCGACACAGAGGGCGCUCUCGACGUCGUCCGCUUCGUCUGCCUCGUCCACCGCUAGUCCCAUGUCGUACGUCACGACCAGGCCAAUCACGUCGUCCUGCGCGGCCAGUACGGCGCCGUCCUAUGGCAGUGACUUGUAUUUCCCGGGAGCCACCACAUCGCCGGCAUGUGCCGAGAAUGCCCACAUGCAGCACGGGCUUCUGGGCAAGGUCGAGGGCACGACGCUUGGGUCGGUGUACUCGCGGCACCCGUACGACUGGCCGUUCAAUGCGGCUGUGUCGGCGGCCACGGCCCACAAGACCGACAACAUGAACUCCGGCUGGUGGGACAUGCACGGUGCGGCCGGCAGCUGGCUGGACAUGGGCAGCGCCGGCAUGCAUGCCGCCACAAUGGCCAACUACGCGGCCACGGCUGCCGUCAGUUCGGACUACUCGACGUUGACGCACUCGCUCACGAACACGGCCCACCUGCUCGGGACCGGGCAGCACCUGCUGCCGGACUCGUACAAGAGCAUGCUGCCGUCCCAGGGCGUCGGCAGCUUCGGCUUGCCGCACACACCGGCUUCACCGGCUCCGCCAACGCCGCAGGCUCCGUCACCCCGCAGCCAGCGCCGCUAUUCCGGCCGUGCCACCUGCGACUGUCCCAACUGUCAGGAAGCGGAACGGCUCGGACCGGCCGGAGUUCAUCUGCGCAAGAAGAACAUCCACAGCUGCCACAUUCCGGGCUGUGGCAAGGUCUACGGGAAAACAAGUCACCUGAAGGCUCACCUUCGAUGGCACACGGGCGAGCGGCCCUUCGUCUGCAACUGGCUGUUCUGCGGCAAGCGCUUCACCCGCUCCGACGAACUCCAGCGCCAUCUACGAACCCACACAGCAAAACACGUCAAAACACACGGCGCCACGGGGUCAUCCAGCGGCACCGGUUCCAACGCCAACCCAACCAAGAAAAACUCGUCCGACUCGUGCAGCGACUCCGAGGACACUAACAACGCCCAACAGCAGCAACAGCAGCAGCAAACCGAUCUCCAACAGCAGAUGCAAAGCGGCGGCGCUGGCGGCGGAGUCGGCACUCAUAGCCCGGGCUUGGCGGGCCACGGUGGCGGUGGUCACCUCAUGGCCAUGGGCGGGGGACAUCCCGGUGCGUUGAGUCACCCCUCGCAGCAGCAGCAGCACCAUGGGGCGCACACCCCUAGCCCAGGGCUGGAACAGCACCCCGGUCACGGUCAGCAGCUGGACGUGAAGCCGGGCAUCGUUUGAGGAAUGCUUGGGGCGACGCCCUUCUUUGGCCACCACCAGGUCACGGGGUCACCCUACUGAACAACACAGCGUAGUACUGUAAUUUAGGAGCGACGAAAAAGGGUUAGGGUUUGGGAGUUUCCUUUUGUGGGGACCAGUGCAUGGUGGACAUAACCUCGAAAUUUGUGGAUGACAGUUCAAAAAUGUAAUCUUUGACGUUUGACUUUCGUUGUUUUUUGCAAGCAAUAACAUAACCUAACUUUUUGACGGCAAACGUCAAACCAGAACAAACUUGCUACCGGAUCCUUUCCAUGCGACUCAUUUCUGUUAAUUUUUUAAGACUGACAGCCCGAUGUCAGUCAACAAAUGUCACAGGGACAGUGACAGCUCUUUGUUUGCAUCAGUACACUCUGUCCAGGAGUUCGUCAUUUUUGAGGUGAAUCAUAUUGUUUUUACUGGGUCUAGAAAGCCUUAUGGUUUGUCGUUUGCUAGAACAGUUGGAAAAAUGAAAACAAAUCACUUCGUGCAUCAGUCAAACUCUGCCCUCUUGUGCUAUUUUUGACUAAUUGUUUUCACAACUGAAAGAUCCGCACAAGCACUUUUAAAAUCACUCAGUUUUACUCAAAACCGAAUCUACUUAGAAAAGAGUAAAUGGGGCAUCUGUCAGAUUUUGAUGAAAUUCACGCCAGGUUCAGUUUCGACGAAACCUGAGUAAACAUAACUCAGAAAUAAGUUAUUUGAAAUAAGUGGCUUUCUAGGCCAAGUGAAAAAAAUAUAAUUUAACUCAAACAUGACGAACUCCUCGUCACAGUGUCCAGAUGCAAACAAUGAUCGAGCUGUAGCUGUCACUGCCAUGCGAAGUAUGUUGGCUGACAUAUCGGGCAGUCAAUAAAAAAAACCAGCUAGAAGUCGCCUGACAAAAAACGUUUGCUAAAAAGAGAUAGGAAACCUGAUGCAAACAAACGUCCAGCUUGGGAAAUCGUAAAAAUGACAGCUGUUUGUUUACCAAGGGCAAAAUCGCUACACGCUCGAAUCAAACAACUCAUUUAUAAGAUAUUUUCGCUCAGACAUAUCCAAAACUGAACAUACUCAGGAAUGAGUUUUGAAAGUUCUGAAGACCUCUGAGAGAAAAUCACCCAGAAAUUCAUUCUUUAGUUGGUUCAAUUUUGACGAAAUCUGAGUGAAACUAACUCAGAAAUUGAUUUAUUGUAAUGAGCGUGUAGAUUCUGCACGCUCAUCCUAAACAGUUUAGUUUUGCGUUAAUUUUUGUCUCAAAUUUUGUCUUUUGUUUUUGGUUUUCAAGUUUGAAAAAGCUUGAUUUUUUUCGCUCAAUUUUGGAGUAUUUUUGAAUAAUUUAAGUAAUCAUUUAAACAUGAGUAAAAAAAAACCUAAAAAUGAGAGAAUAUAUCCAUAAGCAAGAACAUUUUUUGUUUACUAAACAAACAGCUGUCACUGAGACGAGACAAAUGGAAAGAUGUCUUCUUUACCUUAAUGGAGAGGUGAAAAUUUGCCCUGAGGGGUCCAAAUAAGCAGUCAAAUCAGGUGUCCAAUUGAGCAACAAGAACACUUUAGUUUUGUAAACAAACAGCUGUCACUUGUCAAAAUCUGGGUCGUCAUACCUGUGUCCAAACUUGAGCAAUGCGUAUGUGAGGGAAAUGUUAGAUUUUCACUCCAACCAAAUCAACAUAAUUUUGAACAUAAAACAAAAAAAAACUUGAUUUUAGAUUCGACGUAAUUUGUGAAACUUUGGUUAAAGUUAUCAUUAUUAUAAUCAAUAGUUCAACAAAACUUGUCAUACAGUAUCUCGUUUUUUUCACGAUCUCAACCUUAUUUUUGCUUUUUUUUGUCUCUGUUUGGAUCCCUGAUUUGACAGCUCCAUAGAAACCCUAAGAGUAACGAAUUACGAAAUCUAAGUGAUUUAGAAUGAGAGUGUAAAAAACUCAAAAUUGUUUUUUUAUUCCGAUCUUGACGAUAUCUGUUUCAUUUUGGACCAAGUUUACUAUACAUUUUAUGAAAAUUUUAUAGAAAAAUGCAUGUUUUUUAAAGUACUGUUGAAGCCAAAUUUUCAAAUGACAAGACAAACAUUUAAGCGUGUAAAAAGCACCUGUCAGAAAAACACGCUUAUUUAAAAAAAAAAUACGCAAAUUACCCCCCUUAUCAGAACCUUCUCAGAAUUGUUUUACAUUGUUUUGGGGAUAUUAAACUUAAACUUUUGGUAAUUUCUCAAAUUCUAAAUUGUUUUCUCAAAUACGAGUAAUUUCACUCAAAUGUGGAUUUUUUUACAAAUCAAUUGGCUAACGUGUGAUAUUCUUCUUGAGUACAAUCAAUAAUAAUAAAAGCUGCACGGAGAAAAAAGAGUUCCCAAGAACGUGAACAAGCGUUCAUGAAAAUGGGAACCACGAACAAAGUGUUCAAAUUUCAUGGCAAAAUCGUACCAUGGGAUUUGAACACUUUGUUUGAGGUUCCCAUUUUCAUGAACGCUUGUUCACAAUUUUGGGAACUCUUUUUUCUCCGUGUGGAUGAUAUUUAUUUCUUAAAAAGAGUUUGACAACCCUAUUCCGACCAAUGCAAACUGACAACAGUCAACAUUAGCACGGUUGUCAAAUGAGAGCCCACAACAAAAGCACCAGCUGUCAAAUGGUAGCCCAUAACAAAUCAUUGUUUGGGUUUUUGAUCUUCAAAUUUUCUACAAUUUAAACGACAAGUUCCUGAAAAAACAAGUGAAUUGUGUUGCUGAUGGCGAAUUCUAUCAUACUCUUGUAGAUUCCAUCCCAAUAUUGGCUGAAAAUUAAUAUCGAAAAAAGUGAUUUUUCUGUUUACCUUUUUUUGUUUCUUUUUUAUUUCGUUUGGUCGUCAAAACAGUGCGCCCGUACACUGAGAAUCGGCAUUACACAUUUUCCAGUUUGCUUUUACACAUUUGCAUGGGACUUUUGAGUUCAACCAGAAUAACACACUUCGUGUAACCAUAGCAAUAUGUAUAAUACUGAUUCUCAGUGUUUGUUUCCUGAACUCCCAAGAUGGCGUUUUCUUCGUUACCCCCUGAAUUUAAACCAGAAAAAAAAACAAUGAAAACAAUGACAAUUUCGUCAAAGAUUAACCAUUCCAACCUACGAUUCGAGCUUAUGUUGCACUGGUUCUGCGGGGGCCCUCUUUUCACAGAGUGUGUGGCAUUAAAUGUGAUUUGUUCAGAGUAGAAAAAUAAAACAUCAACAACAUUGACUCACCUCCCCCACGGCAUACCUAUUGUGAUAGAUUACUUUCCAACUGUCAAAGAUGACAAAAAUUCCAUUUGUCAAAGAUAAAACAAAUUAAAAACAACUAUGAACACGCUCAUUUGGAACAACGCAUUUCAGUGUUAUUUUUUCAGAAUACACUUUCCUACAAAUCAAUCAGUUUACGUCAAAACUGAACCUACUCAGAAUUGAGUAAAUCGCGCAAACAUCAGAUUUGAGUUAUUUCUUUUUAAUAACAGAUGCGCCUCAUUUACUUAUUUCUGAGUUGGUUCGAUUUUGACGAAAUCUGGGUGAUUUUAAAUGAGAAUUUGAUGAAUUUCACUAACAAUCUGAUAUGAGUCAAAAUAAGCUAAUUUUGUUUUAAUGCGAAAUGACCCUGAAAUGGGUUAUUUCGAAUGAGCGUGCAAGCUGUCAAAUCGAACAAACAACCCCCUCCCCCCUCACAAAAAGAACACAGAUGAUCAAAUCAGUUUGUGAUGUCUCUUAAUAACAAUUAUUGUAUGUGUAAAUAAAACUUGAUCUUUAAAAAAAUGCUAAAUCGCAAGAAAAGUAGCAAGACCCGGCGCACGCGUAAAUUGGGUGAUAUUUCUAAACUAUUAAAUGUGUCUAUUCGUAUAUAGUUAAUUUGUUAUAAACAAUAAAGAAAAAAUACAUUUACACACUAAAACGUACACUCACACUGACACCCCCCGCACACUUACACUGUUAAAUUAUUUUCUUCAAAGUAAACAAAAAAAAUCAACUUAUCCAUUAAGGGCGCUCGUAACGACGAAAGCGGAAAACUAAUUGACGGCAGAUCGUAAAAAUAAAAAGUAAAAUUAAAUUGUGUAAAUUAUUCGCUGCUUCGCAGAACAAACUAGUUUAAAAAGAAGAGAAAACUCACACACGAUCAAAACCCAGCACACUAAGUAAAAUUCUAUUUUAUUACGAAACAUAACUUUUUAUCGCGUAACGAGGUGGGAAUUUAGUCCCACCGGAUCAGGCCCCCUCCGGUCACAAAGAGCGAAAAAGAGAAGGACGGGGGAAAACAACAUACUUAUCGUUAUAACUUAAUGUAAUAUAAUUGUAACAUAUCAAAUGAAUAACAUAAAUAAAAAAACAAGUGGAAGCAAAUUGGGCAAGAGAACAAAACACGACACAAACUUCAAUGAGAAAAACGAAACCUGUAAUGAGAAUAAAAAUUAAGGAGUUUAAUUAAUCCCCUCGUGCAUUUUGUUUUUUUUUUUUCUAUCCCCAACCCCGAAAAUCCACACUCCGAAAGGCACAGAAGACGAGGGGGUUAUUAGGCGAAAUUGUAAUUGUUCGACUAGCCGCAAGAAAAAAAAAACAAGUUUGUGCAGUGGUGGACCCCUCGUUGAGCACGAACCAGUCGCGACCCGAGUCACGUUGUUAAUUCGAUGAGUAUAACCAAUUAAUUGCAAAUAAUGACGAACGAUGAUGCGCGAGCGCAGGGCCACCUGCGCGGAAUUUUUUCGCUACUAGAAGUAGAGAAGACGACAGGUUGAACAUGAGAACAAUUGGAGGGAGAUGAAAAAAAUUAAACUAUUACAGUGUACUUGCGAAAAGUAUGUGGCUAGGCUAGCAUGUAAGGAAGAUAAAAAAAGUGGAACUUAAAUUUAUUAAAUAUUUUAAUUAUUUCUAAACAAA